Pristis pectinata (smalltooth sawfish) is the source of this 2382-nucleotide messenger RNA. RefSeq names its product bile salt-activated lipase-like. Gene Ontology annotation, cellular component: synapse; postsynaptic specialization membrane; cell surface. Gene Ontology annotation, molecular function: neurexin family protein binding; triacylglycerol lipase activity; signaling receptor activity. The transcript has 11 exons. The record is from RefSeq and is a predicted model, not a curated record. NCBI's taxonomy places the organism in Eukaryota, Metazoa, Chordata, Chondrichthyes, Rhinopristiformes, Pristidae. Gene Ontology annotation, biological process: postsynaptic membrane assembly; modulation of chemical synaptic transmission; chemical synaptic transmission. The coding region runs from base 1 to 1698 and encodes 565 amino acids.
AUGGAGUGUUCUCUGAUUCACUCACUUGAUUCUCUGUACAAUAUUUCUCUCCCUCCUCUAUUCUUUUUCCUUCACUGUCUCUCCCUCUCUGGUUCCCUUGCUCUUUCCCACCAGCUGGGUGUCGUGGAAACCGAAGGUGGACGUGUGGAGGGUACCUUCAAACGGGAUGGAUUGUUUUCAUCUGUGGACAUUUUCAAAGGAAUUCCUUUUGCUGCCCCUCCAAAGCGAUUUGAGAAAGCUGAACCACAUCCCGGGUGGCCUGAUAUAUUGAAGGCUAAAAAAUUCAAACCCAGGUGUUUCCAAACAACUUUGACACAGGAUUCUGUUUUUGGGAGUGAAGAUUGUCUUUACCUGAAUAUUUGGGUCCCACAUGGGAAAAAAGUGUCCACCAAUUUGCCCGUUAUGAUUUGGAUCUUUGGAGGAGGUUUCUUGAUAGGAUCAGGGCAGGGAGCCAACUUCCUGAAGAACUACCUGUAUGAUGGACUGGAGAUUGCAACCCGAGGCAAAGUCAUUGUUGUGACCUUAAACUAUCGGGUCGGUCCACUGGGGUUUCUCAGUACAGGUGAUGCCAAUGCACCAGGUAACCAAGGUUUGUGGGACCAGCACAUGGCCAUUAGUUGGGUAAAAAGAAAUAUUGCUGCAUUUGGUGGAGACCCAAAUAAAAUCACUAUCUUUGGAGAGUCUGCAGGAGCUGCUAGUGUCUCCCUCCAGACAUUGUCACCAUACAAUAAAGGAUUGAUAAAGAGAGCAAUUUCACAGAGUGGGGUUGCUACUUGUCCCUGGGCAAUUCAGAGGAACCCGUUACAUUGGGCACAGCAGCUUGCUGACAAGGUUGGCUGUCGAAGGAAUGACUCUGCUGCCAUGAUGGCUUGUCUGAAGGUCACGGAUCCCAAGUCUGUCACUUUGGCAAUUCCUCUAAAACUUAUAAAAUCGGAAAAUCCUCUUAUAUUCAACAUGGUAUGGGUCCCUGUCAUCGAUGGAGACUUCAUUCCUGAUGAGCCAAAGAAGCUCUUCCACAAUGCUGCUGGUAUUGAUUACAUCGCUGGUAUCAACAAUAUGGAUGGACAUAUUUUUGCUGGCCUGGAUGUUCCUUCAAUCAAUAAGGCUGGAAAGACCUAUCCGAGUGAUCUGUAUAAUCUCAUUCGAGGGCUCACUGUUGACACAAAAGGACAAGGCGUCAACAUUACUUAUGAGGAAUAUACCAAGAACUGGCCUUCCAAUCCAAGCCAAGAGACUAUUAAAAGGACAAUAGUGAAUCUGGAAACAGAUGUCCUCUUCUUGGUGCCCACACAACUGGCACUGGAUCUUCAUUAUCAACAUGCUCAGGGAGCACAAACAUUCAGCUACCUGUUUUCUUACCCUUCCCGGGCUCCUAUAUAUCCCAAAUGGAUGGGCGCUGAUCAUGCAGAUGAUCUCCAGUACGUCUUUGGAAAACCAUUUGCCACUCCGCUUGGGUACCGAUCAAAGGACAGAGAUGUCUCAAGAAACUUUAUUGCCUAUUGGACCAACUUUGCCCACACAGGUGAUCCUAAUAGGGGUGAAUCCCAAGUUCCCACUUCAUGGAUCCAUUAUACAUCAACAUACACCCAGUAUUUGGAAAUUAACAAUGACAUCAACAUGAACUCUGUCAAGCAGCGGCUUGGCUACGAGAGUGUUAACUUCUGGAACCGGACAUAUACUGCUUUGAUCACUCCUUAAACCUGCGCGGAAGGGUUUGAUCAGUGCACAACUCUGAAAUAAACCAAUAAUUUUAGACCUCAUCUUUUAGAUGUUUACCUUUGUCUUACUGGUUAGAUUGACCCACCUGCAUUCAUGAAUAGACUACCAGCUAUAGAGUAGAGAAUUUUCCUUCUCAUCCCACCUACCUCAAUGAAAGAUUUUACUCAAGACCAGUAAAUUGAAUCCUUCCCUUCCCAUUGACCAUUAAGGUAACAAUGAAGGGAAUGGAUAGCACAUUCCACAUUGGGACAGCCAAGUUUCUGUAUGGUUGGUACUUCCCAUUUCAUAAAGUACAAUCAAUCAAUCUCAGCUCAAGUAGUAAAAAAGACUUGCAUCAUAUAGCAUCUUUUCAUGACAUUAAGACACCCAAAAGUACUUUACAGCUAGGAGUGUAACGGUACUAUUGAGGGAAACACAGAAGCCAAUUUUCAUAGAUGUUCAUUUUUCAAUUAUGUUAAUAGGAGAUAAUCAUGGUGAGGCAGUGGUGAUAUUUGUCAUCUCCAACAUCAGGGCAAUCAAUUAGGAAUGGGCAAUGAUGAUCGCAUCCUUUCAAAUAUUGCCCACAGCCUGAAAAUACAAAAGGAAAAAAAGGUCUCAAAGCAGUAAAUGUUCCACUUAGCCUUUGCCAAGGUUUCUUCAAGAUGGUUUAUGUGGUGAAUAAGG